GACAAAUCGAAUUUACUGUAAGUUCGCCCAUCUCUAGUUUCCAGCUCUCUUUACGUCACUGCUGCAAAGAUGAACUGUUCUGACCUGUGACGCAUGCAACCAAUCACUGGGCCUCACGGUGACAUACACUUGGUAUAUAUGGUAGUAUGGCGAAAGCAUCAUGUGAUGUCAUCAGAGACUGGUGGGGGGAGUAAAUGAUGUUCUGACUGCAGUGUUUCCCAACCAGGGUGCCUCCAGCUGUUGCAAAACUACAACUCCCAGCAUGCCCGGACAGCCAAAGGCUGUCCGGGCAUGCUGGGAGUUGUAGUUUUGCAACAGCUGGAGACACAUUGUUUGGAAAACACUGUCUUACUGGUUAUAUUAAUAAGCAGCUGCUAGGAGAUUGCUGUAAAGCUGUAAUCCUGACCCCGCAGCAUCAUCUAUAUAUACAGUAUGAAUGGAGUCUUCUCUCUCCUCAUACACGACCUCCAUUACACUUCUUCCCCGGCCGGGGGGUUAUGGUGGAGAACUGUCCUCAUGGCCUCCAAUCACCUGCAGAAAACCCGGACCGGAGCCUCCACUUCUCCGCCAUCUUGGCUGCGUGACGUCACUCAGGCGGCGCCGUCGGCGGUUGAUGACGUCAGAGAAGCUGAAGUGGUUAUGAGAAGUGUAGGCGGCGCAGUGUGCUGAGGCAUCUCAUCAUGCCCAAUUGUGUUGUGCGUGGUUGUCUUCCCACAAGGAAGAAGCGUGAUUCCUCUGUGAUUCUUCAUGGUUUUCCAAGAGAACCUGAAAAAAUCAAGCUUUGGCUUCAUCAGACAGGACAAUAUGGCUCAGACAUUGAUGACAUGGUUGUAAAAGUAUAUCUAGGAAAAGUGAAUGACUCGUAUAGGAUGUGUUCCUUACACUUCACAAAUGACAGUUACCGCUAUGAUGGUUAUCGGAGGACAUUAAAAAAGACUGCCAUACCCACUAUUUUUAAUUCAAUAACACCAUCUACAGUUCUAUCUUCAGUAUCUUCAAAUAUUCCCUCAGUGUCUGGGCCAUCAAGUUCUUCUAGUGAACAACAAAUUCCCUCUGCUCCAUUUGCCGACAGCCAGAAGCCAUCUAGCACUGCUACAGUUCAUGCAUAUCGGGUUGAGUUUCCAGUUACUAAUUCAAAGGCCUCCUUACAACCCACCAUUCAGCAAAUGACUUUAGUUCCUGUGGUCCCUCAACAUGUUUUUUUCCAAGCAUGCGGAGUCAGUCAAAAUCCUGAUUCCAUAGUUGGUGACAAAUCCUCAUCGCCUAUUCAACCAACUAAUAUGCAAAUACCUUCUGCCUUGUCUGGAGUAAGUCAGCAGUCAUCUAAAACAAUACCUUCUACCUCUGUAAUUUUAGAAGUACCAGUGUCCUUAUCAUCAUGUGCUACACAGAGUAAAUCUGGAAUUUCAGAACUUACAGCCUCAUCCCAUGGUGGUCAGCUGCAGCAAAAAUCUUCAUCUUCUGUUAGUACGAAUUCCAACUUACCUUUGGAUACCCAGCUCUGGCCAGAAGCUACAUCUUUAAGCACCACGACUUCCUGUUCAAAAAUAACCUUAUCUCCAGCAUCAUGUCCACUAAUGUCUACAGCUGCAUUUGACAAAACUCUGAAUGCUCAACCAACUGAUAUUCCUUUGACUGUUGUUAGUGAAACAAAUCCAUGCUCCACGACAGUUCUUCCAGUGUCUGGAAAUGUGUCUUCUGUGACACAGACGCCACCAACAUCUGCUUUGCCACACAAACCACCACCUAUAUCUGUUUUUCAUAUUCCACUUAAAACACCUACUUCACAAAUGGUACCUUCUAACUGUCUGCCACCAUCAAAGAAAAGAAAAUUGGAACCCAGUGCUGCAUCCUCUUCUGGUCAAAUCAUUUUCCCUAAGCCUUGCAUAAGCCAACCAACUGUUAAUACAGGUAAUCUUUAUUUUUUAUCAAACAGUGCGCCAUUGGUUCAGACAUCUUGUUUGAUUCAGAAGCCUUUAAUGGUUGACAAAGGUGUCAAUACUGACUUCUCAACAAAUAGAAAAAGUUGCUGUGUUGGCACUGACUUAAUGUAUAGGAGAAGAAAUGCACGCACACAGACUAAGAUAUAUACUAAAGAUCGUAAAAUUAUGUGCACUUUAUUAGUUCCAAACGAAGAAACUGAUGAUUCAUCAGUAUCUGAUGUCAGCCCGGAAGACAUAGAACUUAAGGACCCGAGUCCUUCCAGCUCAAGUGAUAAUGACAAUGAGCCGUGUGAAGAUUUAGAAACUGUCAAUUUAGAUUUUGUUAAAGUUGAAAUUGUAUCGGAUUCUGAAGUUGAUGCAUUUGUACAUAGUACUUUAGCUGUAAAACAAGAAAAUGAUUCAUCUGCAGGACAGGUGUUUCCAUCCCCAACUUAUGUUAAUAGUAACUUUAAAAUCCCAGAGUUUGACAUGAGUACACUGAUGAUAGAACCUACUAUCAAAACAGAGCACAAUCAGUUUCCAAUUUCUAAGCCUUCACAAGAUUUCACUCACUUUGUAUCACAAAAUCCCAAAAUUGAAAGGAUUUCGCCCAUUCCACAUGAACAUUUUUCUCCAGUUUACAAACCUACAUUGUCAUGGGAAACAUCUGCCAUACAGACUGAUGAUGAAUCAGAGGACUUCAAUGAUAACUUAUUCUGUAUCAAUGAAUUAAGUGAGGAUGAGGAUGAAUCCUUUUUAGUUCCAAGUGAUGCAGAAGAUGAAGAUGACAUAAAACAUGUCUUCCAGGACUUGGAUUCACCAGUGGAGAAUCUUGUUGAAGAAGAAAAGUAUAUUGUGUUUGAAUCCUGUCUUAAGAAACUGAUAAUGAUGAUACCGUGUAGAUCCGAAACAAAAUGUAUGUCACCACUCACUCAAUACAGAAAGGAAACUGUUGGAUCAUAUUUGUCAGUAGAAGCUCGUUGCAGUUCUGGUCAUACAAGUUUACUGUGGGAAAGCCAGCCAAGACAUGGAUAUGAACCCUUGGGAAAUGUUCUGUUAUCUGCUGCAGUGCUAUUUAGUGGUUCCAGUUUUGUAAAAUCCCAACAUAUGUUUAAAUUGAUCAAUUUGAAAUCUAUAGACAAAACUACUUAUUCUAGAAAUCAGUCUAUGUACCUGUUUCCAACCAUCAAUCAUCACUGGAAGGAGGAACAAAAAGCAGUCAUACAAAGUGUCCAGGAAAGGCCGCUUUGCUUGGCAGGAGAUCAACAACUAGACAAUCCUGGAUUUUCUGCCAAUUAUUCUACAUAUUCCUUGAUGGACGUGGCCAGCAAAAAAAUUUGUUCCUUUUCAAUAGAGCCAUUGACUCCACAAGUGACAUUGGAAGGCCUAGAAAAAAUAGGAUUCCAAAAGACUAUGGAGGAACUCCAAACUAUGAAUGCUGAUGUGAAGAAGAUUGUUACUGGCAGGAGUGUUGCUGUACAAGAAAUUCUGACAGACCGUUAUCCACGUAUUGUACAUCAACUAGAUCUAUGGCACCUAUUUAGAUCAAUUGGUGAUGACAUUUUAGUGGCAGCUAAACAUAAAGACUGUGAAAUCUUAUAUCAAUGGGUGGAGGCCAUCAGAAACCAUCUUUGGUGGAGCUUGUGCACAUGUUGUAAAAACCCUGAUUUGUUAAUCAAAAAAUGGAAAUCAGUUAUUCAUCAUGUUACCAAUAUUCAUGAAUGGGAUGGUGAUAGUGAUUGUAGAGCAUGUCAUCAUCCACCGCUCCCAGAAGAAGUGGUGAACAAUACAAACUGGUUAGAAAAAGGUUCAGCCGCCCAUGAACAGCUCAAAAAUAUUGUAGAAAAUACCAGUUUAUUAAAGGACUUAAAACAACUGUCCUUCCAUUGUCACACGGGAGAGUUAGAGAUUUACCAUAAAACAUGCCUUAAAUAUCAUCCAAAAUCAUUACAUUUCUUCAAGGACUCUAUGGUAGCACGUACACAACUUGCAGCCCUUGACCAUAACAGAAACGUCCAUACAGUUAAGACUUUGGUGAAAACUGCUUCAAGUGGAUAUGCGUUAGGUAGUAUGACACAGAGAUUAGAGAUCUCCAAAAGUCAAAAGUCGUGGAUUAUGAAAGCGCUGUAUAAACCAACGUGCCAAAAUUUUAUUUUUGACAUUAUGAAUGAUGUCAUAGCACUUGUAAAAGAGGAAAAAACAUUUCAGUGACCCUCCAGUUAUGAAAAACGUAACACAGGUUUAUCCGAGAUAAUUUCAAAACAACACAGCUGUGGUCAAUUAUAGACAGUUAAUGUAUAUUUGUACCAACCCAAAAUUUGUAUAACUUGUACAUUUGGAAUUAUCUAUUUUAUAAAGUUGUUGGUAUCUACUUACAUUAAGAAAUUAUUUGUGGUACCGAUUUUUUUGUAUAUUUCUAUUUUAUAAUUAAAUAGACUACAAA
Hyla sarda is the source of this 4365-nucleotide messenger RNA. RefSeq lists its product as uncharacterized. The transcript is spliced from 2 exons. Lineage: Eukaryota; Metazoa; Chordata; Amphibia; Anura; Hylidae. The record is from RefSeq and is a predicted model, not a curated record. The coding region runs from base 681 to 4133 and encodes 1150 amino acids.